AUGGCUUCAACUAUUGAUGAAAAGAAAAACCCAGCUGAAGUUGGUAUUAAAACCAAAGGUGGUAACUCUGCCUUCCACAAUUAUUUGAAUGAUUUCAGUCAUAUUGAUGAUCCAUUAGAAAGAAGAAGAUUAGCUUUGGAAAAAAUUGAUCAAGCUUCAUUUGGUUGGUAUCAUGUUAGAGCAAUCACUGUUGCAGGUGUUGGGUUUUUAACUGAUGCUUAUGAUAUUUUCGCUAUUAACUUGGGUUUAUCAAUGAUUGCCUAUGUUUACUGGGGUGGUUCAAUUCCUUCAUCAACUUCAACUUUAUUAAAAGUUUCCACUUCUGUUGGUACUGUUAUUGGUCAAUUAGGUUUUGGGUUCUUAGCUGAUUAUGUUGGUCGUAAGAAAAUUUAUGGUACUGAAUUAAUGGUUAUGAUUGCAGCUACUGUUGCUCAAUGUGUUAUUGGUGAAUCAAAAGCUAUUUCCUUCCCAGCUAUUAUGACUUUUUUCAGAAUUAUUCAAGGUAUUGGUAUCGGUGGUGAUUAUCCAAUGUCUUCAGUUAUUUCUUCAGAAUUUGCCACAACUAAAUGGAGAGGUGCCAUUAUGGGUGCUGUUUUCGCUAACCAAGGUUGGGGUCAAUUGGCUGCUGGUUUAGUUGCCUUAAUCUGUGUUGCAGGUUAUAAAGAUCAAUUAAUUGUUGCGAACAAAGCUUCUGAAUGUACUGGUGAUUGUAUUAGAGCUUGUGAUCAAAUGUGGAGAAUCUUGAUUGGUUUCGGUUGUGUUCCAGGUUGUAUCGCUUUAUACUAUAGAUUAACUAUUCCAGAAUCCCCAAGAUAUACUUUAGAUGUUGAAUAUGAUAUUGAAAAAGCUGUUGCUGAUUCUGGUAAAUUUGCUUCAGGUGCUCAUGGUAAUGCUGACAAUGAAGAUGUUCAACAAUUAAGAGUUACUGAAAGAGUUAAAGCUGAAAUUAUUCAACCACCAAAAGCUUCAUUCAAAGAUUUCUGUACUCAUUUUGGUCAAUGGAAACAUAUGAAAAUUUUAAUUGGUACUGCUGGUUCAUGGUUUAUGUUGGAUGUUGCUUAUUAUGGUUUAGGUUUAAAUACCGCCACUAUUUUACAAACUAUUGGUUAUGCUUCAUCUAAAAAUGUUUAUCACUCAUUAUAUAACCAAGCUGCUGGUAAUUUGAUUUUGAUUUGUGCUGGUUCUAUUCCAGGUUAUUGGUUCUCUGUUGCUACUAUUGAUACUAUUGGUCGUAAACCAGUUCAAUUGGGUGGUUUCCUUUUAUUGACUAUUAUCUUGUGUAUUAUUGGUUUUGGUUACCAUAAAAUUGGUGAACAUGGUUUAUUAGGUUUAUAUGUUAUUGCUCAAUUCUUCCAAAAUUUCGGUCCAAAUACUACUACUUUUAUUGUUCCAGGUGAAUGUUACCCAACAAGAUAUAGAUCUACUGCUCAUGGUAUUUCAGCUGCUUGUGGUAAAGUUGGUGCUAUUAUUGCUCAAACCGCUUUAGGUACUUUAAUUGAUCACAACUGUGCUAGAGAUGGUAAAAAGAAGAACUGUUGGUUACCACAUGUUAUGGAAAUCUUUGCAUUAUUCAUGUUGGUUGGUUUCUUUAUCUCUUUCUUAAUUCCUGAAACUAAAAGAAAAACUUUGGAACAAAUUUCUGAAGAAGUUCAUGGUGAAGUUGAUCCAUCAAAAAUGGCUAGAUCAAAUGCUGAACAUUAUCCAGAAACUAGUUCAGGUGAUCACAUUGUUUGA
Messenger RNA from Hansenula anomala, 1734 nucleotides. It is a transcript of the gene PHO84, whose product is annotated as phosphate transporter PHO84. Bases 1 to 1734 code for a protein of 577 amino acids. NCBI's taxonomy places the organism in Eukaryota, Fungi, Ascomycota, Saccharomycetes, Phaffomycetales, Wickerhamomycetaceae. Gene Ontology annotation, cellular component: membrane. Gene Ontology annotation, molecular function: phosphate transmembrane transporter activity. The transcript has a single exon. The record is from RefSeq and is a predicted model, not a curated record. Gene Ontology annotation, biological process: transmembrane transport; phosphate ion transport.